Ceutorhynchus assimilis (cabbage seed weevil) is the source of this 3918-nucleotide messenger RNA. The record is from the annotation of a GenBank genome assembly. NCBI's taxonomy places the organism in Eukaryota, Metazoa, Arthropoda, Insecta, Coleoptera, Curculionidae.
CCCAUCGUGAAUCGGCUCAAGUCAAAAGUCAAAGUUGCUUUCCCUUUCCAUUUUUUAAUUCUUGAGCUUGACAACCAAAAAUAGCUGUUUUUAUUGGGAUUCGUCAAAAAAAAAAAUAAAAAAAAAAUAUUUGCUGUUUGUGCUCUGUGCCCGUCUAAAGUGCUAAUUCGUUGAAUUCCGUCUAUUCGAAUUUCCAUUAUUUAUAGGAAAGGAUAUGAAAAUGCCACCCAAUAAAGGUAGCGACAAUGGAAUCUUUGAAUAUGAGGAAAACUCUUUGUCCAUCAACAGUGAGGAAAUCGAAAAUAAUGGGGUGGAAGAUUUCAAUUCGCCCCCAGAUGAUGAUUUUUCUGAGUACCUGUGGAUGGAGAAUGAAGAAGAAUUUGACAAAGAGGUAAUGCAACGACUAGAAGAAGAAGCUUUAAUGGAAGAGUGCAUCGCCUACAUGAAUACUGAGAACACUUCUCCCACCUUCUACCCAAGUACUGGGCAAGGGUCAGCUGAAUCCAGUCCGGCUGUCACUUCAGAACUCAAUCCAGAGGCAGCUGAAUUCGUUCCUUCUAGCCAAAUGGAACGAGUCCCAGCGGAAACAUCCACUUCAACAAAGUCCCCUUAAAAAGUCUGGUCUCAUCUUGAUGUAUAUAUUUGUUCGGUUCUUGACACUUGAUUCGAAUAGGAUCCCUUUAUCUACUUCAUGGUUAUUUUAUAUCAUUUUAAGAUCUCAGCCCGUCCUAUUUCUAUAGAUACCUAAAUUACAAUUAUAUUUUAUUGGUAAUAAUAUUGAUUAUAUCAUUUAAUGAGCUAUUAUGAUGGCCAUAUUACAAUUUCGAAAUAAAAAGACAAAUUAAUAUACUUAAGACAGUUAUUAAAAUACUCGUUAAAAUAAAAUGAUAUAAAAUACCCAGGUAUGGCAUGAGCUAUGAUGUUUGACACUAAGUUCAAUUCUACUGUUUGUUUAUUUGAAAAUAAUUACCCAGGAAUAAGGAUGACAUAAUGAAAGUUUCAUGACAUUCAAUUUGGCAGGAAGUAUAAGUUAUCAGAAUCAUUUUCAACAUUUUUGGUUGAUCUUGCCAUCCAGUUUGAUUUAAUUUUUGUACAAAUUGUUAUACUUUUAUCUUGGGUAAUUAGUGAGUUAGCUGUAUUUUGAGAAUUGGCAUAAUUUAUAAUAUGUACUUACCUACUUAUUUUUUUAUUCAAAAUAUUUUGCCGUUGCUUACAGAUCACGUAGUUUAUAAGUUAUGCCAAGUGAAUAUUCUUGUAGUUGAUAAAGUUUCCUUUUCGGUUUUACUACAAGAGUAUUUUUCUCGAGUUUGAGCUUUUCUUCGAUUUGGUUACACUUUUUGUAAUUUUCAACUACAGUAGGUAAUAUACCCAGUUGUAAUGUUUAAGUCCCAAAGUAAUUUAACCAGUAUGAUAUUACACCAUUGAGAUUAUUUUUACACCCUUGAGACUUGGGAUUAUUUUCUGCAUAUUAAACUAUGACUAGUAAAGUACAUUUCUAGUGACAUUCUAGUCUUUUUUAUAUUUUCUCCUAAAAUUAACGAACUUAGUAAGUAGUUAGUCUUUCAUUUAGUUUUUUUUUCUAAUAUUUUGCAACCUUUCUGAAGGUUUAAUAGGUGCUAGAACUAGAAAAAAAACUUCAAAUACAGAGGUUGUCUAUAAAAAAUGCCAACAAAAAAAAUAAUUUUAAUUUGUUUUCAAUUUAUUUAUUUAAAUUAAUUUAUAAGCUGUUAUAAAACUGCCAAUUCUUAACUGUCACCACUCUUGAAACCUAUGAUUAUACAUACUUGAAAUGUGUUUUGAAAAUGCAAUAAGAAGAUGUCCUAUUAUUGAAAAAAAUGUCAAAAUCUUAUAUUAUUCGCUUUGCCCCAUUUUUUUGUUAGCCUUUGUAAAAGGUACAUUAGGUCUGUUUGUUAUCCUCCAUUAGUGCACAACAGUUUACACUUUUCUGCACUGAGGCGUUUGUUAUGCGGUUAGUGCAAAUUGUGUAAGGCGUUUGUUAUUUCAGUGUAGGGUGCCCAAUCUUGUUUUACUUACACCUGCUCAAGAGAAGGUGUAACAAGUGCAGAAUAGCGAGGGGGUAAUAACUACUUCAAUGAUGCUGUCUUCAGAGCUGGAAAAUAGGGAAUCUUCAUCUUCCUCUAUCAUUUCCGACAAUUAAACCUUGUAAAUUUUAGUUUUUUCAUUAAUAUUACACAUUUUUUUCUUGGUCAGUUUCCACAAUUUACUGAAUAAUAAUUUUUUGAGGUUAGAGAAUUAUCCACUCCUAUCGCUGCACGAACUGCACUAGCAGUCUUCACUAACCUAUCCUACACGGGAAUAACAAACAGACAUAUUAUAUUAGUAUUGUAAGUGAAAUUAUAUUAUUUGUAUUAUAAGUAAAAACAUACAACUUUGGUAUUUUAAGGUUUUUUUUGUGUCAAUAAGCAGAGUGCAAAAUAUUUUAAAACCCUGCACAACAUACAUACCUAGAUACAUAUAGACCUGUUUGGUAAUUGAAAAUAUUCUAGACAAAAUUUUAGUGCUUAACAAUAGCAGUAUUAGUUAAAUUUUGUGAACUAAAUAAAUUUUUCAAUCAAGGUAUACUAGGUUUCAAAUUACUAUAUUGUUUGACUUUAUUAACAUAAUUCAUCUACCUUAUUGAAUUACAUUGUUCCAAAAUCCUCAAAGGUCUCAAAAUGCACCCAGGAGCGGACUUUACUUGCAUCUUUAAGGUAGGUGGAUUGAUUUUUAUCAAAACCGUAAGAAGUCGGUGGAGCGGUGGAGCUAAUAGAAUUGUAAUAUAAUUGAUGUCUUUUAUGGACAAAAUGAAAAUAUUACACUAGUAGUGAUGAAAAAAUUAGGGAAACGCAGAAAAGUAAUUCAUAGUAUCAACUGUCUAAAUAAUAAAAAAGAUCAAACAGAAGCAUUAUGGUAACUGAGAGAUGUGAUGAAUACUUUUGAUUCAACUAUUUGCUAAAUAUUCUCUAGGUUAUGUAGUAUGAAACGCAACAAUUUCUCUCACAUUCACAUAGCUGACUAUACCCAAAUGAGCGUUCCAUAGCCGAGCGUGACGGCUCGGUUUCACCCAAUGCCAAUAAAAAAGUGUGCUGUACGCGCCUGAAGAAGUUUUCACCUCAAAAGAGAUUGUAACAAUACAUAUUUGCGGCAUAUUAUAUAGUCAUGAGCAUUAAAAGAGAAAAAUACAACAGAUUAUGAUAAAUGUGAAUACAACUACUCAAAGGAAAGUACCUACGUACCGCAAUAACCUUGGGACGCUCCCGAAAAAACAAAAUCAGCAUAACGUAAGUCAAGGCUGGUAAAGAGCAAAAUAAAGAAAAGACAGGAAGUACACAAAUGGUUCAAUAUCAGCAAAAACCUCAAACAAGGAUAACUAUCAAAUGAUCUCCUAUUAUACACACUGUGCUUCGCAGACGAUCAAGUAGUCCUUUGGGUCUCAUUUAGGUAUUGGCCCAUCUUUGCAGCACCUGAAAAAGUUUAUUUCUGUAUAAAACUGUAAGACUAUUAAAGCAACGCACCAAAACUAGAAAUAAUUGCAAGCCCAAUCUGCAUUUAAUUUACAAAGACCCACAGGAACUGCCACAUUGUUACCAUUGUGGUUGUUGCUGCGGAUUCUCAUUUUGUCUAUUACUGCGUAGUAACGUUUGGACUUCAUUAAUUUGUGAAAAUUAGUAUAUGUGAAUUUGAAUUUAUGGUGCAAAUUGAAACUUAUUUUUUAUCUUUUUUUUUUUUUUUAAUUUGUUUAUUUGCUUUGUUUUUUUAUUACAAAAUAAUGGGAUAUGGCUAGGUGGAAGAACAGAAAUUCAUUUGCUUUUUGGUUUGGCUCUCUUGACUCUCAAGGACCUAAUUCGGAUUAUAUUUGGUGCAAAAACAAAUAUUGUAAAAAUGCAUUAAAAAAAUCAAUAUAAAUACUUUAAAAAU